Talaromyces proteolyticus is the source of this 174-nucleotide messenger RNA. RefSeq lists its product as uncharacterized. NCBI's taxonomy places the organism in Eukaryota, Fungi, Ascomycota, Eurotiomycetes, Eurotiales, Trichocomaceae. The record is from RefSeq and is a predicted model, not a curated record. The transcript has a single exon. The annotation marks the transcript as partial.
GAACCGAGAGUCGAAAGGAAUCAGCAUCGGUUGGGGAUAGAGAACGAUCCACUACACCACUAUGUUUCUAAACUUAAGGGGUGGUAUGACGAAAGCAAAGAGGUGGACGAGCGCCAUAUUCCCAACGAUAUCAUGCGACUAAUUAAGAUAAUUGGUGACACAGUGAACAUAUAA